AUGCCUGAGCGUUUGGAUGGUUACUUGGAUGGAUAUCAGGAGAAGGGAAGAGAUGAUAUUGCCUUCCGAGCCAUUUAUGAAGGCUAUGCGGGUGGGCUUAUUUCUAAGCUAGUAGUGGAAGGAGUCUAUUUAUUGUUUUCAACUAAUUUGGAAAGGAUCGCUUCCAGUAUGACUUCCGAGAAUACGGUAUCUUGUGAUGCGAAGGAAGGCGAAGAAGGAAGCUGGAACAUAGAACGACCAACCGACGUGUUCAUCGCUGCUGCUGCUGCUGCUGCUGCUGGUGGUGGUGGUGGCUUGAAGUGUUUUGGCACGGACCAUUUCGAUUUUCCUGGCAUUGCUGCUGCCUAUUGGAGGAAUUCCCAGACCAAGAAGCUCUGA
Molecule: messenger RNA, 378 nt
Organism: Loa loa (African eye worm)
Lineage: Eukaryota; Metazoa; Nematoda; Chromadorea; Rhabditida; Onchocercidae
Exons: 3
Coding region: 1-378 (125 amino acids)
Source: RefSeq, a predicted model, not a curated record